Messenger RNA from Lytechinus variegatus (green sea urchin), 1228 nucleotides. It is a transcript of the gene ccndbp1, whose product is annotated as cyclin-D1-binding protein 1 homolog. Gene Ontology annotation, biological process: regulation of cell cycle. The transcript has 9 exons. Gene Ontology annotation, cellular component: nucleus. The record is from RefSeq and is a predicted model, not a curated record. Bases 115 to 1161 code for a protein of 348 amino acids. Lineage: Eukaryota; Metazoa; Echinodermata; Echinoidea; Temnopleuroida; Toxopneustidae.
GGGUCUCGGGUGAAUCUCCUGCCCUAGCUCUCUUCUUUCAUAUUUUCCAAUUAGCAAAAAGUUGUUUUAAUCUUCCUUUACAAACAAUUUGUAAUUCAACAGAGAGUAAGACAGAUGGCAGCUCAUCCAAGAACCAGAGAUGAAAUCUUCAAAAGUUUUGUGGAAAAUCUGCAACUUGUUGUCGACAAAUUAACAGAGGAUGUGCCUUCUAGGGAUGCUGCAGAAUUUAAUUUGUCUGAAUAUUGGAUCAAAAUGGAGACUGUAUUCAAGGCAAUGUCGUUUGAGGCUACUAAACUAGCCAUGUGUUUUAGCAAACCACCUGUUCCCAGCCUCGAUGAAUGCCAAUCCUUACUUAGCUCUGUAGAGAUGAAGACUAUUGCAUUGGUGUCUCUAUACUAUGGACUUCCAAAAGAACAAGGGGUUGCAUUAAGAAAGUGUACAAGAAACAUGGUAGCUGGUGUCGUAGAGAGCAUCAAAGAACUUGCUGAGAGCAUCAAGAGGUCAGGUUACAAGAGCAGUGAUGAACAGUUGCAGUCUACAGGUGCAGUUUGGGAAUCAUGUGACAUCAUCCACUCAUCAGCAAAGAACAACAAGGAAGCUGUCUUGAAGGAACUCAAAGCUACGUCAGGGCUUGUCAAGGAUGCUGUCGAAGAGUUGAAUGAGGCCAAGGACACAAAUGGAAGCAGUGGAGGCUUUGAGUUUCUGUUGACCGGUGAAGAGCCUGGUAUGGAUGAAGAAGAUGAGGCCGUAUGGUCAGAUCAGGACAAAGCCGUCAUUCAUCCAGCCCUCGGCUUGGCCAGUGCAUGUAAAGCUUGUGUAAAGAAAGUCACAGAUGCUAUUAGUAGGAAUGCCAAGUAUGUGGAGAUGGUGCACAUAAAUGAGCUUGACGAGGUGGUGGAGAUAGCCGAUGAGAUCAGUCCUAAUCUAGAUGAGCUAGUAUCCUGUCUGUAUGCUCCCAUGAAUUACACAGUAGUACGGGCAAAUGCUACACUGAUGGCAGAGGUUUUACACAAGCUUCUUAACACGUUUCGAACAUCCCACAUGGUGACGACUGAUGACCCUAAGAUAGAUGACCGAAAGUGGAUGGACUUCUUAAUCAAGGCCAUUGACCACAACGUUGACCAGAUUAAGAAUAUUACCAAGGAAGAGAUCCCAAGAUGAUGAUAUUAUAAUGAAAGAAGAAACUAUUUAAAUAAUGGACAAUUUAUGAACAGGUAUAGAAUACAGA